CAGGUGGCCCCGAGCACGCGCGUGCCCGUAUAUCGAGUGCGUAAACGCGCGCACACGCGAGUUUGUAAACAGCUCGAGGCGAUCCGAAGGAGAGGAAAAAAAAGUGCAAUUUAUUAUUUUAUUAUUAUAAAAAAAAAUGACGCAGCCGAAGAUGCCGGAUUAUCGGCCGCUGGACGAUGCCACGACCGAGGAAAUGCUGCGAGACUUCACGGGCGAGAGGACCGGCUGGGUACAGGUCGGCCCGGAGAAAUGGUUCUUUCCGCAUCGCUACACCGAGCAGGGCCAGGGCUUUUACAAUUUCAAGGCCAGGCCGGACGACACCUGGGUACUGUCCUAUCCUAGAUCAGGCACUACAUGGACUCAAGAGCUCGUGUGGCUCGUCGCGAACGACUUGGAUUUCGAAACAGCCAAGAGCCGCUUGCUCGCCGAAAGAUUUCCAUUUUUAGAAUUCAGCAUGUUCAAUCAUCCCGAGCUGACCGAGGAGUUUCUCGAGCGGAACGCCGGCCACGAGGCGAGGCAGGCCCUCGUGCGAGCCGUGACGAUACCCGGCUACGAGGUGCUGGACAAGAUGCCGGGCCCGCGCUUCAUCAAGUCCCACUUUCCGUUCAGCCUGCUGCCCAACAUACUGGAGAGCGGCGCCAAGAUGGUCUAUGUGGCUAGAAAUCCAAAGGACGUAGCCGUGUCCUGGUACAAUUUGAAUAAAGCCUUCAAGACUCAAGGCUACCAGGGAGACUUUGCUAAAUUCUGGCGUUACUUCCGCGACGAUCUGACACCUUGGAGCCCCUACUGGAAACACCUGAAUCAGGCAUGGUCAAAUCGCAAUCACAAAAACGUCCUCUUCAUCUUCUACGAGCAGAUGCAGACGGAUCUGGCCGGCGUCAUCCGCAAGGUGGCGGACUUUCUCGGCAAGUCCUACAACGCCGAGCAGAUCCAGCGUCUGGUCGAGCACCUGGACGUCAAGAGCUUCCGCGACAAUCCGAUGAUCAACGGCCAGGAGCUCAAGGACUGCGGCAUCAUUAGGCCCGAGGCCGAGUUCGUGCGCAAGGGCAAGAGCGGCGGCUGGCGCGAUCACUUCGCGCCCGAGCUCGAGGCCGAGGCCAACGACUGGAUCAAGCGCAACCUCGUGGACUUUGAGUUCCCGCUGUCCAACAACAAUUGGCUGUGAUCCGACGAUUUCUUCUUCGUUU
This is a messenger RNA of Trichogramma pretiosum, 1187 nucleotides long. RefSeq names its product estrogen sulfotransferase. Gene Ontology annotation, biological process: sulfation. Gene Ontology annotation, cellular component: cytoplasm. Lineage: Eukaryota; Metazoa; Arthropoda; Insecta; Hymenoptera; Trichogrammatidae. The record is from RefSeq and is a predicted model, not a curated record. The transcript has 6 exons. Gene Ontology annotation, molecular function: sulfotransferase activity. Bases 137 to 1165 code for a protein of 342 amino acids.